Striga hermonthica is the source of this 1407-nucleotide messenger RNA. The record is from the annotation of a GenBank genome assembly. NCBI's taxonomy places the organism in Eukaryota, Viridiplantae, Streptophyta, Magnoliopsida, Lamiales, Orobanchaceae.
AUGGGCGCGUAUGGAGCCGCCGCGAUCGUGCUCUGCGCGCUGGCCGCUGCGGUUCUGAACGGUGCGGUUCUGUGCAGUGGGCGGAUUACGAGCAGCUUCGUGAGGAAGGUUGAGGCAAGCGUUGAUAUGCCGCUGGACAGUGACGUCUUCAAGGUGCCUCCUGGCUAUAAUGCGCCUCAACAGGUACAUAUAACUCAAGGAGACCAUGAUGGAAAAGCAGUGAUUGUAUCAUGGGUAACUGCAGAGAAACCAGGCUCAAACAUAGUCCAAUAUUGGGCUAAGAACAGCAAUCUCAAGAAACAGGCAAAGGGGAGAGUGAACACUUACAAAUUUUCCAAUUAUACUUCUGGUUUUAUUCAUCACUGCACUAUCAACAACUUGAAGUAUGAUACCAAAUAUUACUAUGUAGUUGGGACUGGGCACGAGAGCCGAACAUUUUCGUUCACCACGCCUCCACCAGUCGGCCCGGAUGUUCCGUAUACAUUUGGUCUGAUAGGUGAUCUUGGUCAGACAUACGAUUCCAACCGUACGCUUACACAUUACGAGCAGAACCCAGUGAAGGGACAAGCUGUGUUGUUUGUUGGGGACCUUUCUUACGCCGACAAUUAUCCUAAUCACGAUAAUGUGAGAUGGGACACAUGGGCAAGAUUUGUCGAAAGAAGCGUGGCUUAUCAACCGUGGAUUUGGACAGCUGGAAAUCACGAGCUAGAUUUUGCUCCCGAAAUCGGCGAAAACGAACCUUUCAAGCCGUAUACCCACCGUUAUCACGUCCCUUACAAAGCAUCAGAAAGUACUUCUCCUCUUUGGUAUUCUAUCAAGAGAGCUUCUGCUUACAUCAUAGUAUUGUCUUCAUAUUCGGCUUACGGCAAAUACACUCCUCAAAACUCGUGGCUCGAAACGGAGCUGCCUAAAGUGAAUAGAACCGAGACUCCGUGGUUGAUUGUGCUCGUGCAUUCUCCGUGGUACAAUAGCUAUGAAUAUCACUUUAUGGAAGGAGAAACAAUGAGAGUAAUGUACGAGCCGUGGUUCGUGCAAUACAAAGUCGAUGUCGUGUUUUCUGGCCAUGUCCACGCGUACGAACGUUCGGAACGUGUGUCGAACAUUGCAUACAAUCUCGUGAACGGGAAAUGCUCUCCGGUGUGCGACCAGUCGGCCCCUGUAUACAUAACCAUUGGAGAUGGAGGAAAUAUUGAAGGUUUAGCCACAACCAUGACAGAACCUCAGCCCGAAUACUCUGCUUACCGAGAAGCCAGCUUUGGCCAUGCCACAUUCGAAAUCAAGAACCGAACUCACGCAUAUUACAGCUGGCACCGAAAUCAGGAUGGAUAUGCCGUAAAAGCCGAUUCCAUGUGGUUUUUCAAUAGACAAUGGAAUCCGGUCGAUGAUUCUACUACUGCUCGUUCGUGA